Molecule: messenger RNA, 2499 nt
Organism: Morone saxatilis (striped sea-bass)
Lineage: Eukaryota; Metazoa; Chordata; Actinopteri; Moronidae
Gene: spice1
Product: spindle and centriole associated protein 1
Exons: 18
Coding region: 114-2423 (769 amino acids)
Biological process (GO): metaphase chromosome alignment; regulation of centriole replication; mitotic spindle assembly
Cellular component (GO): centriole; centrosome; spindle
Source: RefSeq, a predicted model, not a curated record
CUGUCACGCAACAAACAGAGGAGGAGUUUUUGAAUCUCUCCAACCUCGACAACCGGUUAUAAAAUACAACCUGAAGCGAUCUUAUUAUAAAACUUAGAUAACUUCAUCGAAACAUGUCCUUUGUGAGAGCGGGCCGUCCACAGCAACACACCAAAGGAGGGAAAAGGCCUGCUCGUCCCAAAAAGGCAGCAGCUCCCAGAAGAGAGUGGGUGAGCACUGUCAGCGACUUGUCUGUGCACAAGCCGACACCUGCAGAGCUGAGCCAUCGGCACGAGAUCCACAAGUCCCACAACAAGGCUGCGGCUCAGUGGGAGCUGAGAGAGAAAGCCCUAAAACGCCGCUUCAGACACCCGGGGAGCCCCGCACCUCUAGACCAGACCAGCCUCAGCAUCAUUCGGGAGGUGUUCUCUGACCAGCUGCUGCUGCAGGAUGUGCUGGCUCGCUCCGACAGAGCCAUGGCUGUCGUCAAAGACUUGUUUGGAGAUGCUCCACGCAGGCAGACUGGGCACCCAAGUGUGACAAUGGCUCCAAACUGUGACUCUGAGUCAGCGCCGCCUGUGCUCCAGAGACCAGAUCCUCCCACUCAGCUGUCCCUGCUCAGCCAGUCAAUGAUGGACCAACAGGCUCUUAAUGAAGUAGAAGCUUCAGAUGAAGACUACAGUGAUGAAGAAAGCUGUCAUAGUUCAGACUAUAAUGUAAUCAAAAGGUCCAAUCUCGGAAAAAUGAAGGCACAAUCUCGGGGCAGGUUGACACGGCAACAGAAAGUCCGUCGUCCCAACUCUGACCAGGCAGACAGAAAAGAUGUUCCCGUAACCCCCUGCACAUCAGGCAGAGCACAAGACCGAACAGCUCUCAAUGCCACAGUGGCUGUUCAGCGUGUUCAGUCCAGACAAAGCCAGUCAAAGGAAGGCAUGGGAGAACAAUCAGUCCUGGUUUCUCAGAUUCUGAACCCUGAGCUGCCUCUCAACCAAUCAGGCAGGAUCAGUAGUAGGACCAGCAGGGCCAGGAAGAAUGUUUCUCAGAGUUCGGAGUUGAAUGGUUCCUCUGUUGCCUCUCUCAGUGGGGAUCAGUCCAGUCUGGGCCUGCUGCAGGCCAUGUUGGGUCAGGUGGAGGCAGACUUGGAUACUCUGAGUCCUCACACUGAACCAGCUUCAGCACAGAGUCAAAAACAGCCCAGAACACAAGGCCUCACAGGAUUCUCUGUCGCUUUGGUCUCCACUCUGGGACGUGUAGUGCACCUCCUCAAACAGAAGGACGAGGAAGCUUACAGAGAGGCUCAGGAGAGGAGAAGACUGGAGCAGGAGUUGAGAAAGCAGCGUGGGCUGAUUGAUGCUCUCACUGCUGAGACGAUGACUCUCAGAGAAGAGGCCGCCGCCCUGCAGGCCGGGUUGCAACUGCAGACAGCCGAGCUGGAGCAGAAGUUGGACACAGUGGUGUUGGUGAUGGGGGGACUUGGACUACUGGAGGCACACAUUGACCCACCCCAGGACAUUGAUGUUAAAGCUGCAGUCUGUCAGCCUGCACCAGUUGCUGAGCGAGCUCCUGAACGACUACAAGCCUCUGUGUCUCCUGCCGUGUUGCUCUCCCCUCCUCGACAGAUGGACAACUGGCAGCAAACUCCUGUGACUCAUCCCGUACAGCUGCACCAGGAGCUCCCUCCUGUAGAUAUCCAGCGUUCCUGUGGGGACGUCCAGGCCCACAGCUCCACCUCCAGCCUCACCAGCCUUCCUCUCACCAGCCUGCCCUCCACUUCCUCACUAUCGCUGACCUCCGACCCUCUCAGCUCACGGCUCUCUCCAGAGGCCAUGAUGGCUGAGAUCGCUCAGCUGAGUAGACAGAACGACCUGAUCAAGGCCCAGCUUAGCCAGGCUAAGGGCCUCAGGUCAGGGGUCGGAGGAUCGCCUAACAGUAGCAUCGAGCAGAGAAGGUUGAGCUCCGGCAGCACGGGAAGAGUCACACCGCAAAGUGCUGGAGAGAGGAGGGCGUCGGUUUCCAGCAGCAUGGAGAGAAGGACUGCUGAAGGAGACCAAACGACCAAUCAGGCAACAUCACCAAACACCCUCAAUAUGGGUCGUGUGGAACAGCGCCUCCUGGAGUUAAACAGACAGAGUGCAGCAGCGAGGGGUCGACUUCUGGAGCUCAUUGAGCAACAGAAACAAAGUGUUUCAGCCAAAGUUUCUCCCUCUGAUUCCCCCAUCCCUCAUUCUGCAUUCAGCCCACAAUCAGCAGCUGGAGGAGAAAGUCCAGAAACGUCCAUGCUGCUGCCUGCACAGGAGGUCCUGUCUCAGACUGGUGCUGUGAGACGAUCUGCUGGUUCUGAAGUGUUUUCUCACAGUCUUGGAGGAGAAACAAGAGAUAAGACACAGAUGGAGAAACAGAGAGAGCGAGAGGGCUGGUUUGCCUUGUCCGCUCAUGUGAGAUGACAAGAAGAAUAAAAAUGAGGAUAUUUAAAAUCUGUUGGUUUUUUUGUAUUUUAUCUUUGUAUUUUUUAAAUGUGAC